UUAGUUGCAAUAUCUUACCCUAUCACCAAGGAGUAAGGCCCAUUUUUGGCUCUCUCUAGUGUUUGUAUGCUGUUGUUCUCUUUGAUUCCUCCAUCUAAGAUUUGCACUUUUGCCUCUCUUUUCUCUUUCUCCUUCUCUCCGUCUCUCUUUCUCUUCCAUGAUUGUCAGUGAAGUCCUUAACUCUCUUUCUAUCAAAUCCUGGCUGCUACUGGCUGUAUGGACUGAAGAAGAAGGUUGCUAUUGCUAACCCUUUUUUUUCUUAUCUGACCUUUUCCUAGCACUUUCUUCUCUUUGGUUCCUUUUUUAUUUUUAUGCCAUCAUAAGUUAGUUCCAUAUUUUCAAUACAUGCCCAUUUCUGGACUAUAGCAUGAAGAAUCUGAAUUGAGAAAAGGAAAAGUCAUAAAAAAAAGGCCCACUUCCACUAUAAUUCUCCCAUUGUUUAGUUCAGGAGAUUUCUUUAAGGUUUUUCCUAUAAUAACCUACAAUCUUGCAUUCUAUAUUAUAUUUCUAUGUCUUCUCUCCUUUUUGUGCACUUUUAGUGGUCCUCAAUGGCUUCAGCACCCACUUCUUAGGUACUGAACUUUUAUCCAAUACCAUCAAUCCAACACCAAUACUUCCCUUUUUUUUUUUUAAUAUUUGUGUUCUUCAACCUGUGUUGCUUUCUUCCAUGAACAAAGCUGAAAUGACUAUACCUCAUUUGUUCAUUUGCCCAAUUAGCCUAGACUUGUUCAAAGAUCCAGUAACUCUAUGCACAGGCCAAACCUAUGACAGAUCAAGCAUAGAAAAAUGGCUUUCUACUGGUAAUCUUACAUGCCCCGUUACAAUGCAGAAGCUUCAUGAUAUAUCCAUGGUUCCUAAUCACACUCUUCGCCAUUUGAUCGAUGAGUGGUUGAAAAUGGGUCCUCAAUUAGAUCCUGACUACUUGAAAACAAUUGAUUCUUUAGCUUCACUUAAACACAGUCUCGUGUCUAAUGAGGUUACGUUGGAGAAGAAGUUUCAAGCACUCAAAAGUAUUCAAUCUCUAUCCGAUGAAUUAAUAUCAAGGAAUUCUUGUUUGAUCCAGUUAGGCUUCUUGCCUUUACUGUUUGAAUUAGUUUUUGGAUCAGUAGAAUCAAAAUUAUCCCAAGAAAGCAUCAAUUUUGCAGAGAAAUCACUUUCUUCUAUUCUAAAAUUGCUGCCUAUUCUAGGCGAAUUAGAAUCUUUAAACACGCUAAAAGAAGAAUCCAAGUUGGAAUCUUUCAGAAUUUUGCUUGAACAAGGAAGUAGCAUGAUGCAAGAGGGUUUAUGUCAUCUUAUAGAAGGAAUAUCAUCAUCUUUAGAAACAAAAGAGCUAUGUGCUAUAAUUGGAGAAAAUCGCCAAAUCUUGCAAGGGCUAAUUCUUCUUGUUCAACAGACUAGUGGAGUACCUGAGGCUGGAAUCAAAGCCAUAUAUGCAUUAUGCUCCUUGGAAUCAAAUAGAGAGAAUUUGGUUCAAGCAGGUGUGAUAAAUGGACUCCUGAUGUACAUUUCUAACACCGAAAGACGUGAAAAUGUCAGAAACUUGGCACCAAAAGCAAUGGCAACAAUUGAGAUUCUUCUAAGAGUAGAGACUGCAAAAGAUGCUGUGAUAAAUAAUCCUAAUGGUGUUAGUUCUCUAGUUAAGAUGGUUUUCAGGGUGUCAGAUCAUGAAGGCAGUGAAAGUGCUGUUAGAUCACUAAUGGUAAUCUGCAGUGAUUCUUUACAGGCAAGGGAAGAAGCAAUCUGCCGCGGAGUUUUGACCCAGUUGUUAUUGCUUCUGCAGAGCCAGUGCAGUGUUAGAACCAAAACAAAUGCAAGAAUGUUGCUUAAGCUUCUUAGAUCCAAGUGGAAUGAGGAACAAAAGCAUUUUUAAGUCAAAGAAAAUAAAAAAAUUAAUGUAAUGGGAGCUUGUUUCUAAAGGGUCGAAGGAUUUCCCUCUAUAAAAGAAAGAAUCUGUGCAAAGAAAAUGUUAAUCUAUAUAUGCAUCUUAAGGCAGUAAUUUAACAUUCAUUCACCACUCAUAGUCCAGAUGGUGUACUUUCAGCAAUUUGUUUCAAACAAUCGGAAGUGGACCAAAAUUAAUUUCAA
This is a messenger RNA of Jatropha curcas, 2085 nucleotides long. RefSeq names its product U-box domain-containing protein 26. NCBI's taxonomy places the organism in Eukaryota, Viridiplantae, Streptophyta, Magnoliopsida, Malpighiales, Euphorbiaceae. The record is from RefSeq and is a predicted model, not a curated record. Gene Ontology annotation, biological process: protein ubiquitination. Gene Ontology annotation, molecular function: ubiquitin protein ligase activity.